Calidris pugnax (ruff) is the source of this 486-nucleotide messenger RNA. Its product is annotated as feather keratin 4-like. The transcript has a single exon. NCBI's taxonomy places the organism in Eukaryota, Metazoa, Chordata, Aves, Charadriiformes, Scolopacidae. Gene Ontology annotation, cellular component: intermediate filament. The coding region runs from base 1 to 357 and encodes 118 amino acids. The record is from RefSeq and is a predicted model, not a curated record. Gene Ontology annotation, molecular function: structural constituent of cytoskeleton.
AUGUCAUCCUACAGACAGAUGAUCAGCUCCCGCUGUCUUGCACCCUGCGAGGUGACCUGCCCACAGCCCAUGGCCAACGCCUGGAACCAGCCCUGUGUUACAUCCUGUGGUGAUUCAAGAGCCGUGAUCCACCCACCGCCCGUGGUCAUCACCUUCCCAGGCCCCAUUCUCAGCUCCUGCCCUCAGGAGAGCAUCGUGGGCAGCUCAGCACCAUCCAGCAUUGGGAGCUUUGUUGGAUCCAUGAGCUCUCUGGGUUCCAGUGGCUCCUAUGGCUCUCGGAGCCUGUACAAUUACGGGAGGUCAUAUUCUUCCUAUGGAUCCGGUGCUUAUGGUUUUGGGAGCUGCAGACCGUGUUAAAUAUGCAGUGAAUGAGAAGCAACCACCCAACAUGGAGGAAGAUGUGCCUCCACGAUCCUGUUACUAUCACUCCUUUCCCGGAGCAUGAACUGUGCAUCUCUGAAAAUCAUACUUACAUGCAUUUCUCAA